Messenger RNA from Cheilinus undulatus (humphead wrasse), 1719 nucleotides. RefSeq names its product coilin p80 (gene coil). NCBI's taxonomy places the organism in Eukaryota, Metazoa, Chordata, Actinopteri, Labriformes, Labridae. Gene Ontology annotation, molecular function: U2 snRNA binding; U1 snRNA binding. The transcript is spliced from 7 exons. Bases 43 to 1548 code for a protein of 501 amino acids. Gene Ontology annotation, biological process: spliceosomal snRNP assembly. The record is from RefSeq and is a predicted model, not a curated record. Gene Ontology annotation, cellular component: Cajal body.
AACACGUCUCACGAGCUUCCUGCGUGUGUUUUAGUGAGGAUCAUGGCUACCCACAGUAACAACUUCAUCCGCGUGCGUUUAAUCUUUGAUUUCCCGCCUCCUGCCGUGGUGGACUGCCGGAUGUGCUGGCUGCUCGUGGACCUGAACAGGUGUCGCGUGGUGUCCGACCUGGAGAGUCUGAUCAGGGAGAAGUUUGAGUUCAGCAGGAGGAGCAUCCUCAGCCUCUUCAUCGAUGACUGCUACCUGCCGCACACCGAGAGCGUGUACGUGGUCCGGGACAACGACAGCGUCAGGGUGAAGGUGGACCGGCUGGUUGUGGUUAACGGACACGGCACCUCUCCAAUCAAAGAGAGUGAAACCUGCAGGAAGAGACAACGACCUGCAGAGGAGGACGGAGCAGGAGAACACCCGAAAAAGAAAAAGAAGAAAAAAAGAAGCGAAGGAAGCCAGGAGAGGGAUGCGAAGCAAGUGGAUGAGGAUAUAAAGACAAAAGAGAAGCAAAAAGAGAAGAAGAAAAGAAAAGAGGCAGAAGAAAACAGUCCAAAAGCUGCUGCUCCGACUAAAAAGACCCCAACGAGUGUAGAGCAGCCAGCUAAAAACACCAAGAAGCCCCCAGCAAAACCUCAGAAAGCCUCUUCUUCAGACUCUAGCAGCAGCAGUGAGGAGGAUGAAGCUCCUAAAAAGCCAGCACCCCAAAAACCAUCUCCCAAAGCCACCACUUCUUCUCCUGCUGCCUCCAAAGUGCCUCAAAACACGAAGAAAAAACCUGCGCCCCCUUCGUCUUCAUCAGAAACCUCCUCAGAUGAAGACGACAGUGUGACACCUAAAAAUAAACUUCCAACCUCCACAGCUUCUAAAAAUCUGAAUGCUAAAUCUCAGCAGUCCACGAACUCUGCACAGAAACUGCCUACAUGUGCAGCGCUGCCCCCUAGUGACAGAACAGCACAGUCCUCCAGCUCAGAGAGCGAAGAGGAGAUUCAGCUGGUUAUCAAACGGCCAAUUCAGCCCGCUCAGCAGCUGGGCCGCGGGACGGCAAAUCAGCCACCCUGGAGAGGCCGUGGGCGGGGUAAAACGAGAGGCGGUGGUCCUGUAGGGAGGGGGAGGGGUGAAGGAAGAGGGCACAACAACAGCUUCGAGUAUAGCGGAGCUAAUGAGCCGUCCUACCAGACCGACUCACUCACCAACAAGUCAGUCGUCAUACAGAACGGAGCAGAGAGUGUUCCCAAACCAGACUACAGCUCCAUGCCUCUGCUGGCUGCACCUCCACAGGCGGGACAGAAGAUCGCCUUUAAGCUGCUGGAGCUGACAGAGAACUACACACCUGAGGUCUCUGAGUAUAAGGAGGGAAAGAUCGUGAACUUUGACCCAAUGACCAAACAGGUGGAACUGGAGCUUCUUCAUACCUGUCAAACUCCUGUAGAGCCUGGGAAGUUUGACCUGGUUUACCAGAACCCUGAUGGUUCAGAGAGGGUGGAGUACGCCGUGUCACGAGACUCACGGGUGACGGAGCGAUGGGAUUCUCUGCUGGAGCCUCGAUUGAUCCUUUAAAUCUCCCCAUCAGAAAGCGAUCAGGGAUCUGGACUGAAAGAUUUCUUUUAAAAGUGAAUGACUGGAGCGUCUCUGCUCUCUGGAUCUUAAUGGUUUUAUGUUUUUUUUACAUGAUGCUACUGUGAAUAUUGGUGGUAUAAACUGUUUUUUUCUAAUAAAAUGCUGAAAGGA